Molecule: messenger RNA, 1636 nt
Organism: Lucilia sericata (common green bottle fly)
Lineage: Eukaryota; Metazoa; Arthropoda; Insecta; Diptera; Calliphoridae
Product: lectin subunit alpha-like
Exons: 2
Coding region: 78-860 (260 amino acids)
Source: RefSeq, a predicted model, not a curated record
UGCGCUUCAACUUGUUCUAUAAAGUAAUUUUGAUAUUUCUUAAAAUAAUUGAAAUCCUUUCGAAUGGUCAAUUCUACAUGACAAACGAAAAUAAACUAUAUUACGUAAACGAUGAUGAAAAUUAUAAUUGGGAUGAAAGUUUAAUUGAAUGCUUAAAACUGAAUAUGGAAUUGGUUACAAUUGAAACGAGCAAGGAACAGGAAGCAUUAAAUGCACUGUUAACAAAUACUAAUAUAUUUACAGAUAUACCAAAAGUGUAUAUAGGUGGUAGAAUGAAUAAAAAUACACGUAACUAUAUAUGGACUUCAACCGGUAAAGAAUUUAAUUAUACUUAUUGGAAUUAUGAUAAAACACAUUUUAACUAUGAGUGUAUUCUGAGCGGUUGGGCUGGGAAAGUGGAAUGGACUGAUAUUGGUUGUUCAACUAAAUAUGGAUACAUAUGUGAACAACAACAACAGCAGGAAAAUGAAUUAAAACUUCAAGAAAUUCACGAAAAGCUCAAAGAAACCUUACGAAUUGAAGAGCAAAAACGUGAAAAUUUACAACAGGCCCUUAACAAAAAUCUUACAGGCCAAUUGCAAAUACUAAUAAAUGAUAACAAACUAAAGAAUCAUGAUCUUAAAGAAAUAAAUGAGAAAUAUAUGCAACAGCAAAUUCUAUUAGAGAAAACAUUACAAGAUAUGGAGCGGAAAUUACAGCAAAUUCUGCUAAAACAACAAGAAUGUCAACAACAACAACAAAUGGAGAAAAUUUUGCAGCAAAAAGGGUUGAAGCCAAAAAUGAGGAGAAGAAUGGAAAAUAUAAUAAUUAUAUUAUUCCAAUUAUUCAAAAUGCAUAUUUACAAUCAAACGCUGCAUUGAAUAAUGACAAUUAAAUAAUAUUAAUAAACAUUGAAAUAUUGGUCGUAUAAAGUAUGUAGUAUGUAUAUAUUCUGUGUCCUGAUUAAACGAUCUGUCCGUCUGUCUGUUGAAAUCACGAUAGGGAACACACGGGAUAAGCUAAACAGUUAAAAUGUUGCAUAAAUAUUCUCUAUUAAUAAGGUUUGUUUGGUAUUAAAAAUAAACAAUAUCGGUCUACGAUUUCGCUUAGCACCUCGAAAUAUAGUUUAAAGAGUCAAUAAUUAGUUGAUGUAUAACUAUCAAUCGUGAUAAAAUAUUGCUCAAUUUAGUUUUAUGUAACCAAAAAUUAUAUUUUAAUGUAUGGUGGACCCUACUUCCCACAUAAGGUCAAUUUCUGAAAAUCACUUUAACGCUCAAAACUGGCUUAAUAAUACAAGUAAAGCUACGAAAUUCGACAUAAACAAGUUUUAUAUAAAGAAAAAUCACUGCAAUCAAUUUUAUGAAGACCGCUUCAUAAUUGACCUUACCUCCCAUAUAAGGUCCCCCUCACAAAAUCACUUUACCUACUUUAUAUGUAGAUUAUAAUUUUUAUAAAAGAAACGCUUAGUCCGCAUACGAUCCGUAUGUGAAAUAAAUACGCAAAGUUCUAUAAAAAUCAAACCAAAUAAAUCGAUUUAAUUUAAUGGAUAAUUCUCUCAAAAGAAGACUAGAAUAUCCACUCCUAAAGUAUGUUAAUGCUAAAUUAUUGAAGUAAUAUUUUAGGGCACCUAUUCCACUUAAGUUAUAUUUUUACAAUA